UAUUAGUGUCGCACUUUUCUUUGUGCAACUAGGAAAGCGAUCCGUGUUUAUUCGUUUACAAUAUAUAGUUAUUUAGUUUUAUAUAUUUUAUAUAUAUUUUACUAUAUAAAACUAAAUAACUAUAUAUUGUAAACUAAAAACUUCAAUGGACAAUGAAGCUGACGUCUUUUAUCGACAGAUACCCAAAGUUGAGCUUCAUGCACAUCUUAACGGCUCUGUCAGCUUGGCAACUAUGGAGAAGCUCAUUGCCCGAAAGCCUCAUCUGAACAUCGAGUCCAGCAGGACAGCCAUCCACAGUGGGCAGUGCCGCACACUGAACGAAUGCUUCCAGGUUUUCAAAGUGAUCCAUCAGCUUGUAGAUUCCCAGGAAGACAUUUUGAUGGUUGCCAAAGCUGUUAUAGAGGAGUUUGCGGCAGACGGGGUGAAGUACCUGGAACUGCGCAGCACUCCUCGUGAAGAAACCAAAACAGGUUUGUCUAAAAGAAGCUAUAUUGAGACAGUUCUCGAGGCCAUCCAUCAGUGCAAGCAAGAAGAAGUGGAUAUCGAUGUCAGGUUUCUUGUGUCUGUGGACCGCAGAAAUGGCCAUGAGGUUGCCAUGGAGACGGUAAAGUUGGCCGAGGACUUCAUGUUGUCCAGUGAUGGGGUGGUGGUGGGACUGGACCUUAGCGGUGACCCUACAGUAGGCCAUGGGAAAGACUUGCUUCCUGCUCUUCAGAGAGCCAGGAACUGUGGGCUCAAGCUGGCCUUGCAUAUGUCUGAGGUUCCUUCUCAGAAGGAGGAGUCAGAGCUGCUGUUGGCUUUGCCUCCAGACAGAAUUGGCCAUGGCACAUUUCUACACCCGGAAGUGGGCGGCUCAGACGGCCUGGUGGAUAAAGUUUGUAAGAUGAACAUCCCUUUGGAAUUGUGCUUAACCUCAAAUGUGAAAGGUCAAACAGUACCUUCGUACGACAAGCACCACUUCCAGUACUGGUAUAAACGCCAGCACCCGUGUGUACCCUGCACCGAUGAUAAGGGGGUGUUUUGCACCGAUCUCUCUCAGGAGUAUCACUUGGCUGCGUCUACAUUUGGCCUCAAUCAGGAGGCUGUGUGGGCUCUUUCCCAGCAGGCUAUUCAAUGCAGUUUUGCCCCAGAAGCUUUAAAGCAGAAGCUGGAGCAGAGGUGGGAUGAGUUAAGACCUCAUAUCCUUCACUGACAAGGAUGAUCUCAGCAUCGGCUAAUGACUAUACAUCUGGGAUCCAGAGGGGUAUAUGAUGUAUUCGAGAUCUGCCUCUACCUCCCCAUGUUAUCACCCCUCAUACCCAACAUCCACAGUUAUAGUUAAACGUUUUAAUGUUUAUGAUUUUCUCAUGAUAAGAAAAUAGCAGUUCGAUCAAAUGCUCCAGGUAAACUUUAAAUGUUCAGGCUGCUAUCCAAAGGCCCAGGAUUCACUAAUCCUUCCAUUCAUCUGGAGCAACCCUGAUUUCUCUCAUGAUAUCCCCAGGAAAUGUUCGCUUUGUUUAGCACUAGAUACUCUCUGUUUUCGAAGGUUGUACUGUUUAGCCGUUUGUUCUCAUUAUAGUUGUGGAUUUACCUCUGAAAGACAGGUGAUGACGUGAAUGUUAAUAAUGAAGCGUCUCUCCUAUACGGUUAAAGUGUGAAAUGAAAUGAAAUGUGAUAUUAAUGUUAUAUUAAAUGACACACUGGUAGUCUGUGAGAUUACAUCAGUAAGGAAGUACAUACAUUUUCAAGCUUACUUUAUUAUGUUCACAGUUAAACCAUGAUUGUUAUAAUAAAAGACUGAGCUGUUUUUUAAUAAAUAGUGCUGUUCUUAAUGUA
Messenger RNA from Silurus meridionalis, 1815 nucleotides. It is a transcript of the gene mapda, whose product is annotated as adenosine deaminase-like. Gene Ontology annotation, molecular function: adenosine deaminase activity. The transcript is spliced from 10 exons. The record is from RefSeq and is a predicted model, not a curated record. Bases 146 to 1192 code for a protein of 348 amino acids. Gene Ontology annotation, biological process: inosine biosynthetic process; adenosine catabolic process. Lineage: Eukaryota; Metazoa; Chordata; Actinopteri; Siluriformes; Siluridae.